Triticum turgidum subsp. durum (durum wheat) is the source of this 1308-nucleotide messenger RNA. Lineage: Eukaryota; Viridiplantae; Streptophyta; Magnoliopsida; Poales; Poaceae. The record is from the annotation of a GenBank genome assembly.
AUGGCUCACCUGGUGGGCAUGAUGGCGCUUCUCCUCCUCCUCGCAGCGUCGGCAGAGACAGCCCAGGCGCGCGCCGCCAGGGGGCCGCCGGCGGGGAAGUACGCCGUGAUCUUGGACGCCGGCAGCACCGGGACACGUAUGCACGUCUUCCGGUUUGACAAGCAGAUGGAUCUCGUCAAGAUCGGCGAUGACAUCGAGGUCUUCGCCAAGGUGAAUCCUGGUCUGAGUUCGUACGCUGGACGGCCCAAGGAGGCUACCAAGUCCAUACAACCACUGCUUCAAAAGGCCAACAGCGUCGUGCCUCAGAGGCUUAUGAAAACGACUCCCGUCAAACUUGGGGCGACGGCCGGACUCAGGCUCAUCGGAGAUAAGCAAGCAAAGCAGAUACUUGACGCGGUCAGGGGCGCUGUCCACACUAACACCAAGUUUCAGUACAACCCCAAGUGGAUCAAUGUUCUCGAGGGAUCUCAGGAAGGAUCCUACCUAUGGGUUGCUCUGAAUUACCUGCUGGAUAAGUUGGGAGGAGACUACUCGAAAACGGUAGGUGUGAUUGAUCUUGGUGGUGGGUCUGUGCAAAUGGCAUAUGCCAUUUCUCCAGCCGCUGCUGCUGCCGCACCACGAGUGCCUCACGGCAAGGAUCCUUAUGUUACAAAAGAGUAUCUCAAGGGAAGAGAUUACAACGUUUAUGUUCACAGCUACUUACGCUACGGCGCCUUAGCUUCUCGUGUAGAGAUCUUCAAGGCUAAGGAAGGACCAUUUAGCUACUGCAUGCUUCGUGGCUUCAGUGGAAAAUACAGCUACAAUGGUGAGGAGUACAAUGCUACCGCGUCAACGGGAGGUGCACAAUACGGGAAGUGCAGACGUGAUGUAGUGAGGGCACUCAAACUUGACUCGCCCUGCCCAGCCAAGAAGUGCACCUUCGACGGCGUGUGGAACGGCGGGGGCGGCCCCGGCCAGGCCAACCUCUACGCCGCGUCUAGCUUCUACUACAUGGCCUCGCAGGUUGGCCUCAUCGACAGCGAUGCUCCAAGCGGGACAUCCACCCCAGCGGCUUUCAGAGCCGUUGCCCAGAAGUUAUGUAGAAUGAGCUUGAAAGAAGUGAAGGUUAAGUACCCCAAGGUCCGUGACGUACCCUACGUUUGCAUGGACCUCGUCUAUCAAUACUCCUUGCUCGUCGAUGGGUUCGGUUUGGAGCCCACCAAGAAUAUUACACUCGUGGAGAAGGUGAAGCAUGGGGAGUACUUCAUUGAAGCGGCGUGGCCUCUCGGAGAAGCUAUUGAGGCCGUGGCACCCAAAAAAGGCACUUGA